Terrapene triunguis (Three-toed box turtle) is the source of this 2326-nucleotide messenger RNA. RefSeq names its product junctophilin-3. Gene Ontology annotation, biological process: regulation of synaptic plasticity. The record is from RefSeq and is a predicted model, not a curated record. The transcript is spliced from 5 exons. Lineage: Eukaryota; Metazoa; Chordata; Testudines; Emydidae. Bases 1 to 2286 code for a protein of 761 amino acids. Gene Ontology annotation, cellular component: plasma membrane; junctional membrane complex; endoplasmic reticulum membrane.
AUGUCCAGUGGGGGAAGGUUUAAUUUUGACGAUGGAGGCUCCUACUGUGGAGGCUGGGAGGACGGAAAGGCUCACGGCCAUGGAAUCUGUACCGGCCCGAAGGGUCAAGGCGAGUAUACAGGCUCCUGGAGUCACGGCUUUGAGGUGCUGGGGGUCUACACCUGGCCCAGUGGCAACACUUACCAGGGCACCUGGGCACAGGGCAAGCGCCAUGGCAUCGGUUUGGAGAGCAAGGGGAAGUGGGUGUACAAAGGAGAGUGGACUCAUGGAUUUAAGGGACGGUACGGGGUCCGCGAAUGCAGUGGCAAUGGGGCCAAAUACGAAGGCACCUGGAGCAAUGGAUUACAGGACGGCUACGGGACAGAGACCUACUCAGAUGGAGGGACGUACCAGGGCCAGUGGGCUGGUGGCAUGCGCCAAGGCUAUGGCAUCCGGCAGAGUGUCCCCUACGGCAUGGCUGCGGUUAUCAGGUCGCCCCUGAGGACAUCCAUUAACUCGCUGCGCAGUGAGCACACCAACGGCACGGCGCUGCACCCCGACUCCUCGCCUGCCGUGGCCGGCAGCCCUGCUGUCUCCAGGGGCGGCUUCGUCCUCAUGGCCCACAGCGAUGCCGAGAUCCUCAAGAGCAAGAAGAAGGGGAUCUUCCGGCGGUCCCUGCUGAGCGGGCUCAAGCUGCGCAAGUCUGAGUCCAAGAGCUCCCUCGCCAGCCAGCGCAGCAAACAGAGCUCCUUCCGGAGCGAGGCGGGCAUGAGCACCGUCAGCUCCACCGCCAGCGACAUCAACUCCACCAUCAGCUUGGGCGAGGGCGAGGCCGAGCUGUCCGUCAUUGAGGACGACAUUGAUGCCACCACCACCGAGAUCUACGUGGGCGAGUGGAAGAACGACAAGCGCUCGGGCUUCGGGGUCAGCCAGCGCUCGGAUGGGCUGAAGUACGAGGGGGAGUGGGCCAACAACAAGCGCCACGGCUACGGCUCCAUGACCUUCCCGGACGGCACCAAGGAGGAGGGGAAGUACAAACAGAACGUCCUGGUGAGCGGCAAGCGGAAGAACCUCAUCCCGCUGAGGGCCAGCAAGAUCCGCGAGAAGGUGGAUCGGGCCACCGAGGCGGCAGAGAGGGCGGCCACCAUCGCCAAGCAGAAAGCGGAGAUUGCGGCUUCCAGGACUUCCCACUCGAGGGCUAAAGCAGACGCGGCUGUGACAGCAGCGCAGAAAGCUCAGGAGGAAGCUCGGAUUGCCAGGAUCACUGCCAAAGAGUUUUCGCCUUCCUUCCAACACAGGGAAAACGGGCUCGAGUGCCAGAGGCCAAAGCGUCAGAACUCAAGCGACGACAUUGAGGUCCUCUCCACAGGAACCCCGCUCCAGCAAGAAAGCCCAGAGCUGUACAGGAAAGGCACCACCCCUUCUGACCUCACUCCUGACGACAGCCCCCUGCAAAGCUUCCCCGCCAGCCCCUCCUCUACCCCGCCGCUGGGCCCCACCUGCAGGACCAAGAGCGCCCAUUUCUCCAGACAGGUCUCGGUGGACGAAGAACGGGGUGGGGAGAUCCAGAUGUUGCUGGAGGGACGAGGCGGAGACUACUUGAGACCCAACAGCUGGAACGAAGACAAAGCAGGCGGGACACGUAGCGUUAGAAGUGGGACCCUGCGCAGCAGUCAUUUGGGGUCUGCCUCCAUCCCUGAAGAUUACAGAGGCCGGAGUGGAGGGCACAAACAUAUGGCCUCCAACCACAAGCAAAGAGAGAGGUGGACAGAUUCCCCAGCCACAGUUUCUUGGACUUCCCACCACCGGUCCCACAACCACAGCUCAGGGAGUGCCAAGUUGCUUGAGCUGGAUGAGGAGAAGUUGAGCAAUUACGAGAUGGAAAUGAAACCCCUCAUGAGGAUGGAUUCUUAUAUGCAAGAGAUUCACACCCAAAAAAGACACUAUAGUAAAACAGGCCCCUGCAGGAGCCUGGCUGAGGACCACCGUGGGGAAGACCGGGGCUUUGGGGUUCAGAGACUGAGGUCUAAGUCCCAGAACAAAGAGAAUUUCAGGCCAGCUUCCUCUGCUGAGCCCACAGUGCAGAAACUGGAAAAUCUGAGGUUCGGGGACAAAGCAGAACCCCGGCUAUUAAGGUGGGACUUAACCUUCUCCCCGCCACAGAAAUCCUUACCUGUUGCACUAGAAGCCGAAGAGGAAAAUGGGGAUGAGCUCAAAUCCAGUACGGGCUCGGCUCCCAUUCUGGUAGUCAUGGUGAUCUUACUGAACAUUGGCGUCGCCAUUUUGUUUAUUAACUUUUUCAUCUAACUCAAGACUGUCUUGUUUGCAAAAAUAAGAGUUACGUGUA